Molecule: messenger RNA, 8900 nt
Organism: Motacilla alba alba
Lineage: Eukaryota; Metazoa; Chordata; Aves; Passeriformes; Motacillidae
Gene: GCNT1
Product: glucosaminyl (N-acetyl) transferase 1
Exons: 3
Coding region: 1968-3248 (426 amino acids)
Cellular component (GO): membrane
Molecular function (GO): beta-1,3-galactosyl-O-glycosyl-glycoprotein beta-1,6-N-acetylglucosaminyltransferase activity
Source: RefSeq, a predicted model, not a curated record
GAGUACUUUGUUAGUGCACCAAUAUAUAGCAAUUCCAGUUGGUGACUUUGCAUCAGACAUCUUUGCAUCUGUAGCUUUGUAAGUAAUUAGGGCAGGGUGGAUGAAAAACACCAUGUGAGAGCAAACAUCUGCCCCUAAAGCUUACCCAGUUCAUUCUCUUAAGAAUACUGGUGUUCAGCUCUACUGCUUGUACUGCGAUUGCAAUACUGUGAUCUUUUGCAGGGGGUUUAGCAAGAGAACAAAUACUUAAAUUUAUUUAUGUUAUGAUUUAUUUUUCUCAUUUACAUGAAAGACAAGACACAGUCACUGUCUAUAAUCAUAAAUUACGUGUAAUUACAAAACAUUACUCUUCAUGGGGAAAACUAAUAGGAAAUCUUGCCCACUCCCCCAGAUUUCUGUCUCCUGCUAGAAACUUCUCUUACCAUCCUCUGCUGGAUUUACAGAUAAAAGGCCUUUUUGGCAUGGUGCUUUAUGACCAAUCAGAAGUGAACAAGAAGUUCAGGCCUAUAUUAUAGACACACUAGAAAAACAGAUUUCUUUCCUCGCCAUAUCUGUCAAGAAAAGGGGAAAAACUGAGAACUGCCAAGCUGGCAUGCAGUUACACCCUAAUUCUUUACCCAGCAUACACACACACACACACACACACACACACACACACACACACACACUAAACACAUUAUGUUGACAACAUGAUGAUGAAAAUUUGAGAUCUUGCAGUCCAUUCCUAAAACAAGCUGUCUGAUCCAUGUGGGUGGAUCAGAUGUGUGGACACAAUUCCCUCUUCUGCUGGCAGUGUGUUCCAGUAAGAGCCUUGAAAGUUAAUCUCAUUUUCUUGUUAGCUUCCAGUCUCUUGAUCAGUGCAGAUGUGAGACCACUCAGUACAAUCUCACGACUGGGAUGAGAAAUGGCCAGGAGACUCCAUUAAGCGUGCCUCCAGCUGCCAAAUCAAGCUGCAUGCCAGAUAAUGCUAAUGUGCAAGGAUUUUGGGGGAAUUCUGUAAGCACUAUUCAAGCUGCUGCAGGCUGCAGUACUUGGGGUUUUUUAAUGAGGCACAUGCUCUCUUUGAACUUUCUAUUAUCCUGAAAUUUAUUUUUCUGUUUUCUUUCAAAGUACUUCGUUAAAAUAAUAAGGGGCUUUCCCCUAAGCUCCCCCUUCAUCUUUCACAGCUCUCCAAACCCCGUGGACUAUGUUUACCGCCCGACAGAUAUUUGAAGUGACAAAGCGAACAAGAAAUCUGAGGCUUCUUCCCACUUUGCCUAAACACGUCUUACUCUUCACCGCUGCAAGUUUCGUGCACCGCUUCCCAGCCAGGUCUGCUCCCCUUCCACCCCACCCUCCCUUCCGUCUCUCGAUGUUCCCUCACGGAGCUCUUCCAAGCCCACACAGAGCAGCAGGCGAGUCUCGGGCUGCGCAGUGCCGCCGCAGGAGCCCCGGCCCGGCCGGCUCCUCGUUGCCCAAGGCGCGUCUGCUACAACCACCCCGAGCCCGCCCAACGCCUUCGCCCCCGGGCACCCGGCCCCCAGCCCCGGGGGGUGCGCGGUCGUUUGGGGCUGGGAACCACGAGACAGCCCUUCGAUCCCAUGAGCCGCAGAGGAGUUGGUCCUACGUGGGUUCCACCGUUACCGGUACUGCAGGAAGAAGCGCCAAAGAAAGCAACAAAAAGGACAAACAAGCGCUGCCAAGGGCUCGGUGUGGCUGAGCUCUUCCCUGGUGGUAUUUCUAAGCUCAUAUGAAGGAUGUUGAAGAGACUGUCUCACAUAAAGAUCUUGAAAGGCUGCAGGGACUUCUUUGCCAGUGAGAACUAAAGCAUGAGUGCCAUCCAGGAAGUGAGUGGAUUUUUCCUUCCAUUUCCCUGAAAAACUUGCCAAAUUCCUGAGAAACAAAAUUUUUUUUUGAAGUUGUUGAAGUUCGUAUGAACAGAGAAGAGGAUUUUUUUUUUAGCCCUGCAAAGCUACCUGGUAUUUGAAAUGCUGAAGAGGAAAUUACGGUUUUGCUACAACUCACGCUUCAGGCUUUUCUUGGGUCUAACUCUCAUUUUAGUAAUAAUUUCGGUUUUGAAAGUUAACCAGAAAGAAGACUUCCUAAAUCGGAGACAUCUGGAGCUAACAAAAGAAGAUCCUAUUAGCAAUGUUAACUGCACCAAGAUUAUUGAGGGGGAUAUAGAAGAAAUACAAAAGGUACAGCUUGAGGCAUUAUCAGUGUCCUUUAAGAAACGCCCCAGACUAACUACAGAUGAUUAUAUUAACAUGACUGCAGACUGUGCCUCCUUCACUAAGACUAGGAAAUACAUUUUGGAACCUCUCAGUAAUGAAGAAGCAGAAUUUCCAAUUGCUUACUCAAUAGUGGUUUAUCACAAAAUUGAGAUGCUUGAUAGACUUCUAAGAUCAAUCUAUGCUCCACAGAAUUUUUACUGCAUUCAUGUAGACAAAAAGUCUCCAGAAUCCUUUUUUGCUGCUGUGAAGGGAAUAGUCUCAUGUUUUGAUAAUGUCUUUAUUUCCAGCCAAUUAGAGAGUGUGGUAUAUGCUUCAUGGAGCAGAGUGCAGGCAGACAUUAACUGCAUGAAAGAUCUCCACAGAAGAAGUUCAAACUGGAAAUACCUAAUAAACCUAUGUGGUAUGGACUUUCCUAUAAAGACCAACAAGGAAAUAGUAGAGAAAUUAAAAGCCCUUAAGGGUGAAAACAGCUUGGAAACAGAAAAAAUGCCAGUUUAUAAAGAAGUAAGGUGGAAGAAACACCAUGAGAUUAUUGAUGGUAAAAUAAAGAACACAGGCAUAGACAAACAACUACCGCCUCUCAGUACUCCAGUUUUUUCUGGCAGUGCCUAUUUUGUAGUUAGCAGGAGCUUUGUAGAGUAUGUUCUAGAAAACAGCAAAAUACUUAAGUUCAUUGAGUGGGCGAAAGAUACUUACAGCCCAGAUGAGUACCUGUGGGCAACAAUUCAGAGAAUCCCUGAAGUCCCAGGCGCAUUUUCUUCCAGUGACAAGUACGACGUUUCUGACAUGAAUGCCCUGGCCAGAUUUGUCAAAUGGCAGUACUUUGAAGGUGAUGUGUCCAAAGGUGCACCCUACCCACCAUGCAGUGGAGUUCACAUUCGCUCUGUCUGUGUUUUUGGAGUAGGAGACUUGAACUGGAUGCUACGAAACCACCACUUAUUUGCUAAUAAGUUUGACACUGAUGUCGACCCUUUUGCUGUGAAAUGCUUGGAAGAGUAUUUGCGGCACAAAGCUCUGUAUCUGCAAAAGGACUGAAAUGUGUGCUUCCUGUUAGGAAACAUAGCUACAAAUAUUCUACUGCAACAUACUUUAACAUGUUACAGCAAUCGUGGUGAUGCUGAUAAUGGGUAUAAUCACUCUCACCAUGUUGGUGUGGUGCUGCUCAUGCCCUGCCUUGUCCAUAGAUGAGGGGGAGAAACAUGUCUUCAGUAUGCCUUGUGGCACACUUGAGUUUGGACCUUUAGGUAGAAAAUCAGACAGCAGUUUUUGGAAAGCCAACUAUUUGGAAUAUUUAUUUUCUAGAAGGUAUAAUUAAUGGACUUCCUUUGGCUAAACUGUUUUAAGGCAUAGAAAAUGCAUGUUGUUCGUGGUUAUUCUCAAUUUUUUUUCUCCCAUGAAUGUAAUGCUAGCUGGAAGAGAAAGAUGAAGGAGUGGAGUACAAAGCAGCUGGACUGCACUUCAUACUGAAUACUAAAAGAUCUCAGGAAUGUAACAUUAGAAAUUAUCUAAAAGCUAUGCAAAAGGGGAUAUGCAAAGCCAGCUGUUACCAUUUUACUUAGAUCUGUUUGCUGCAGUUCUGUUACAUGUAAUUCUUAAUCCUCCUGAAAAUUUUGUCUUCAGCAUGGAGUAUUAAAGAAUUCAAAUCUUAUGUAUUCCUAAAGCACCCUGAUAUUGUGAUAAUAAAGUUUAUACACUAGUUUGUAAUUACAUCUUCUCAGGGAAACUUCAGUUUUGUGCCUGAUGAGAUCUAGACUUGUAAUUUUACAUUUCUUACUGUAUGGGGAGUUUUGCUUUUGUAUCCAAAAUUGCUGAAGUUUCUCAAAACUUAAAGAACUGCAGUAGUGUCUAAAUAUUACUGAUGGAACUGCUGGUUUCUGCUUUCUGUCAAGCUCAACUUGCAUUCCAGAUUUUUUUAACACUAAGAACGGAAAAAAUAAAAUUAUUUUUUUAAAUUAUAUUGUCUCUUCCUACAAUUGAAGUUCCCUCUGAAAAUACCACAAAUAAUUCCUAAUGAUGAAGGCCAAAGAUAUUUUUCUACGCUUUUCCAUACAUGACUGAAGAUAAGCCCUGCCUUACCUACAUAUGGUCAUUUGUUCAUGUGUCUGUGCUUGUUUAGGUUUAACUUGUUCAUCUGAUUUUAAUUCCAGUAAAGCCAUUGUUUAGUUUAGCUGCUGCACUGUGGCACAGAAGCUUGGGGAUGAAAGAAGAGGACACUUUGAGGGAUAAUAUUAUUGCCUUCUGUAUCAAUUCAGGUUUGUCAUGCAUAGUUACUGCCAGCUGUCUCAUUCCUGAGACGGCAAUGGAAUUCAUUACAAGUAUUAGUAAAUGGCAAAACAGACUAAAUUUUUUUAUUUGUGAGCUGUUUCUGUAAUUGCAGCAUGUGUUUCUUACAAAGACAGUUCUGAAGUUUCUCCUACUUAGACAUUAACAUAAGGGACUGCUUGCUGUUGAUCAUGCAAACAGCUAGGGAGGUAAGCCGUUUAAUCUGAAAUGGAGCUUGUUUUUGCCAACCUCUGCCUUCAGAACCACCUGAAAGCUGUUCCUGGAGUCUUCAGAAACUUUCACAUUAACAGAUAAUUAAAGCCUGUGAACAAGGCAGUUGAGGGAAAUACCCUGUCUUCUGUCUUCUGCAGCCUCUGACUUUUUUACAAGAAUGCUCUUGUAGACUGUUGUGCUUUACCACCUUUGCACAAACUACAACAAACUUCACUGCAUAUAGUACUGGGAAUUUCCAGGAAGUAAUUUUUAGCAGAAAGCAGUUUUUGAGAAUUUGUACCUAAAAACAAUGUACCUGAAUAUCUUCUAUGAUACCAGAACUGCUAACUCAGUUGAUUGAAAUCUACUUCAGUUAGAGCAUCUUUAACCCUACCUCUUUCAGUCUGCUUUGUACUUAGUCAUUUGUGUAACACUCUGUCUGUAUUUCUGUUGUCAGUAGUACUACUACUGUAGGUGGCGAAGAUGCUGCUUGAUUAGACGCUUCAAAUACUACUGUUUAGAUAGAGUCUAGAGAGAAUCUUCUGUACAGAAGGAAAAGUAAGAGAGCAUAGCUGUUUAGGAUAUGUUUGCCAUAAGAAUUUCUUCUAGGGAAAGUGAGCUACAAAAAAACCCCCUCUAAAUCUGACUAGAGAACAGUCAUCCUGCUCUGGUAGAAUAUAAAUGCCCAAGUCACAUACCCAGCUUACACCAACCUUCACACCAUGAUCCUAUCAUCCUGUGGGCAGCUAGGAGGGAAACUAGUUUGCAUUCUACUUACUGAAUAACCCUUUUUUUUUCCUUUUCUUUCUUUUUCUUUUUUUUCUGUGAUUUAAAGCUCAGUUCAGCUGACCACCAUUGCUGGGAAGCAAUGAGUAGUCACUGAAAUUGUUGCUGAAGUACCAUGUAUGCUACUCAAAGUCCCCUAAUAGCAUUUAAUUUUCCAUAGCAGUGCUUUCUAAAAGAGCUUAGUGCAUUGAAGACACUGCUCUUAUUCACUCCCCACUUAACACAUAAGCAUUUUGAGUGGCAUUAAUAAUCAUAACAAAAACAAUUUACUUGGUUUACUGAUGAUAACUGUGGUAACAAAGUAUCCACACUGUAACACUAAGGAUCACCAGGCUGAAAGCCUUUAGGAUCAAAGGGUGAUUUGAUCCCAGAAACCUAAUACCUGUGCUUUUAUCUCUUGCCUGCCUGAGGUUUGGUUUGACAAGGGAGCAUGUAUUUGGCUCUUGCUCCUUCCUAUCGAGCACAAGAAAAAAUGACAGAAAACCUAAACCACUGCAGUUAUAAUCAAGGUCACCAGUCAGAUCACCAUUACUUGGUGCAUUUUCAAGUGGUCUGACAAUUAAAAAUUGACCUAAGCCAUAACAUGAAUGCAGUACAAGAUAAAAAUGAAAGAAGAGGUCAUCUGCUUCAACAUACAUGUACCACGCUGAUCAGGAGCAUUUAAUGCUUCCAGAUUCAGCACCGUUGCCAGUUCUGAAUUGCUGCAGCAGUCAUUAAAAGUAAUAAACAUGAUUUAAUAUAACUUCUGCUGCAAUACAUCACUUUUUAAAUUUCUGUCUUCUUUUUUUUUUGAAAAUGAUAGUGGUGGUUUUCUUUUAGUCAUGGAAUAAUUACAAGAGCUAAUAUUGUAGGGAGUACCUCUUCAGUCAAAUACGGAAAAUUUUGUCAUGUAAAAUGGUUUCCAAAUUCCAGUUAGAAAUACCAUUCAUUGUUAGCUUAAUCUUUCAGUAAUCUAGGUAAGUUUCCACAGUUUUCAAAUUAUCUUUUUUUCAAUGGAUCAUUUUAGUGCAUUUUCAUGCCCUAUAGUGCGAUAAAUUAACAGUAACCUGCUUUUGAUAGACAACAGCCUUCCAGGAGCCUUAACAGACAUGAAAAGCAUAACCUUUAGAUUUAUAUUUUUUUAUUUGAAAUCAAGCCAGCAGACUUUUUACAGAUAUACUUACUCAGUACUUAAGAAUCUGACUAAUCUGACCUUUUAAAUUAUUUCAAGAUGUUACUAUAUCUUUCUGGAAUAUGUAUCCUAAUUCUUCUGUUUUAUAGCUGAAAUAAGUUGGUUUUGCAUACAUUCUUAGCAUACAGAUAAUAGUUUGGAUAUUUUUUCUUCUUGGCUCCCCCUUCCUCGCCCCCCUUUUUUUUGUUUUCCACCUGUGUUUUUACCCCCUUCUCUUUUCUGUAUAUGACAGUUCUUCAUACAGAUGUCUGUGCUUGCAUCAUUGUCUGCCUUAUUUGCUUUGCCUUAUGUAUAGUAUCUUCAAAGUGGGAAAUAUCCUGCUCAGUACCCUCGUUUAAAUACUGAGCCUCUCAAACUGAGCUUUGCUGUCGGAGUCUUAAACAUGGUUGCAUAUCUUCUAGGAUCUGCCAGUAUUUGUUUUAGUUUGUCUGUUUUCUAUAUCUAUAAUAGAGCUUGACAAGAAAUAUUAAAGAACACAAACAAAUCCUUGAAGUAUAACAGUAUAUUUAAAAAUGUAUUAUUUUCUUCAAAAACCUGAAGUUUUUGAAGUUUCCUAAGGAAAUGACUAAGUUGUGUAAAAGGUGAAAAAAAUUCUGCUUAGAACAUGCCAGGAUAUGCCUUGAGCAGAUGCCAUCUUUUAAAAUCCAUAUCACCUACUCCAAGACAGGAUGCUGGAACUCUUUCUGACAGAUACAGAUCUAGCUGCAUUUAAAAAAAAAAAAAGUAUUUCCUUUGGACAUGGAAAAGUAGCCUUCUGGGAGAUCUAGUCACAUACAACUAAUGGUGUUUUAUUCUGUGCCAUGAAAACAUAUUAAUCUUGCAUAUCUUAAUUUCUUAAAAAAUUUAGGGACAUGACCCUCUUAAUUCUCUCAUUUAAACAAGUAAUAUUUCAGAAAUCAUUAAGCAGAAAAUGCUUAAUUACUAAAGUCCUCAGUAUCUUUGAUGAAGGUAGUUUGUCAACAAUCAAAACCCUUUAUCUCUUUUCCUUUCAGACAAUUUGCCUUUGGUACACAUGGGGGUGGGGAGCAGAAAUAUUCAUAAGGCUUUAAAGUGUAAUUUACUGACUGGUGUGUGAUAGGUAAAGUGAAAAUUGUGGUUUAGCAUCAACAGUUAUGUCUUUAGUAUAUUUUGGCAAGAGCUGUGUGAAUUGCAUUAGUGAUGCUGGAAAUGGAGAUUCCCCAGUGUUGAUGUGAAAUCAUGUUAGCAUGAAAAAUGUACUGGAAGAGUGCACAUGACAGGUCUGCUGUCAUGGUAAUGCUCAUAAUGUCAUUUAACAACAGACUGUUGUUAAUUAAAUGUGUUGCUUUCACUAGGCAGUUAAAUUACCCCUUUGAACCUCUAGAUUAUUAGGAUGAUUUUGUAAUACCUCAUGUACAAGCAGCAGUUGAAAUGCUGUUGACCUUAAUUUUGAGUUAGUCCAAGCCACCCUUUAAGCCUUUUCAAGUUCUGCAGAAAUAGCAAACCUGUUUUUAACAACAUACCAAGCAGUGAUGUUACCCACAUGGCAUGUCUUUGCUGGGCAUGCAGAACAAGGAGGUACUCUUAAGAGUUAAGGUAUGAUAAACCUUGUAAGCCUUGCAUCCUGGCACAUUCAAUUCCUGUUGCUACAGGGGCCCCUGAGAGCAGAGAGGAUUUGCUUUUACACCAGAGCAAACCCAGGUGAACCUAAAUUGCGACAGUGAGACCAGAAGCAUUUAUUCUUUCUGCUGUGCCUGUGGCACUGUAGUACUGAGCAGCUGCUGCCUGUGAGAUAUAGAAAUCCUCAGCAAUGAGACAGUAAUGGGAAAGCAAUGAAAAAAUAAAUAUCCAGACUAUACAAUUAAUAUACAAUUAAUUUAUAUCCUCUUUAAGCACUUCUAAUAGAAGGCAAAAUACAAGUACCACACAUAUUCUUUCCUCCCUCUCCUCUUCCUCUCUCCCCACUAAAUUUAAUUCAAAUAGCUGCUAUGCCAGGAAACCCUGCAAACAAAAUAUUUCACUGAGAUAAUGUCCCUGCUCCCUAGGGCAACAGACCUUUGGAGAGCUCUUGUUCUCUUCAAAUGACCAAAAUCAGAAGGGCCAAAGAGAAACUUCACUUUGUUUUCACAGCAAUUACUCAAAGCAUUUUCCUUUGUUGGUUUUUAAACAUUUCUGCCUGCUUGUGUAACUAAGGGCACAGAAGAGGUCUGUUCUUCCAGUCCCAGUAUCUCCAGACUCAUGGGCUUUCUCCUUCCUUAAAACACAAGACUUCUCCCACCUUUGUCUCCUUCAGAGUU